Molecule: messenger RNA, 655 nt
Organism: Dioscorea cayenensis subsp. rotundata (Guinea yam)
Lineage: Eukaryota; Viridiplantae; Streptophyta; Magnoliopsida; Dioscoreales; Dioscoreaceae
Product: pathogenesis-related protein PR-1-like
Exons: 1
Coding region: 173-655 (160 amino acids)
Cellular component (GO): extracellular region
Source: RefSeq, a predicted model, not a curated record
UUUAAAUUUUCUAAAAUAAAUAAUGAAAUCUUUAAAAAAAAAAAAAAGAUAAUAUAAAAUCCAGGUCACAAGCUUGACAUCCAUCUCAUUGAGGCCAAACCACAAACACCUUGAGGGCAAUCUUUACAACUCAUUCAGGCAAAACAACAAACACAUUGAGGACACGCGAGCAAUGGCCACCGCCGGCGCCGCGCUGGCGCUGGUCGCCGCUAUGAUGGUCUUUGCCCAGGCAGAGGCAAGCUUAGCAGCGGAAUUCCUAGUCCCGCACAAUGCUGCGCGCGCGGCGCUCGGGCUCCGGCCGCUGGUUUGGGACCCGACGCUGGCGAGUUACGCGGCGAGAUACGCGGCGCGGCGGAGGAAGGACUGCGCGCUGGUGCAUUCGAAUGGGCCGUACGGGGAGAACAUAUUCUGGGGAGGAGGUGGAGGGUGGAGAGCGGCGCAGGCGGUGGCGGCGUGGGUUGGGGAGCGGAGAUGGUACCGGCACUCGGACAAUAGCUGCGCGUGGGGGCAGGAGUGCGGGCAUUACACGCAGAUCAUAUGGAGGAGCACGCGGAGGUUGGGGUGCGCGAUGGUGGCGUGCGCUGCUGGGAGAGGAGUGUUCAUCACUUGCAACUAUGAUCCUCCUGGAAAUUAUAUUGGAGAGAGGCCUUAUUGA